Laccaria bicolor S238N-H82 is the source of this 883-nucleotide messenger RNA. RefSeq lists its product as uncharacterized. NCBI's taxonomy places the organism in Eukaryota, Fungi, Basidiomycota, Agaricomycetes, Agaricales, Hydnangiaceae. The record is from RefSeq and is a predicted model, not a curated record. The coding region runs from base 76 to 657 and encodes 193 amino acids. The transcript is spliced from 3 exons.
UCCGACGUUGGCCUGCCCGCUCAUUGACCUCGAACCCUAGCCUGUCUUUUCUCAAUCUUUUCUUCGCUCAGCUCGAUGCUCCGCCUCCUCGUGUCCUCUAUUCUUUCCCUUCUAGUGCUUGUAAACGCACAGGGGAUCAUCGAUCUACCUGUGUGUUCCCUAAGCUGCGUAACCCAGACGGCUGCUAGCGUUGGAUGCCUUCUAACGGACACGACGUGUCUCUGCUCAAAACCCAACUUCGUCUCUACGACAGUGACGUGCGCACAAGGGUCUUGCACACUCCCAGAUUUGAGUUCUACCAACGGAGUGUUGAAUGAGAUUUGUGCAACUGCACCUGCACCCGCCACCUCGUCCUCAUCGUCAUCAUCAGCUGUACCCUCCAUCUCCAUCUCCUCCUCCACCUCCUCCACCUCCGUUCCAGAAAUUUUCACCGCUACCACCUCAACUUCGACCACAGUCGUCGCACCAGCGGUUAUUACCAGUCCUCCGACAACAACCAGCGUUAUCACCAGUAGCUCGACGACCAGUGAUAGCACCACGGUCGUCGUCGCUACCAUAUAUCAGCCGCCUACUUCUCAUGCGGGAGGACUGAGGGUUGGAGGGCAGUUGACGCUUGGUAUGGUUGGGUUGGUGCUCGGUAUGGCUGUAUGGUGCUGAGGGGGCGUUGAACACCAAUUCGUUGUUUCACGCGGUCGCCCGGAAUCCCAUUUUCAUUGCGCAGGUUCGACCCCCGUUCAGUUCCGCAUCACCGCACCUUCUUCCUCUGACCCCCCAUCAUAAUUGCCUUCGCCGCCCUCUACGUGACACUUGCUUUUACUUUUGGCUGGAACCAUUCUCUUCAUUCACCAAUACCACGAUCUAAUCACAUCUAUACCAAAUGUUA